Molecule: messenger RNA, 1371 nt
Organism: Lactuca virosa
Lineage: Eukaryota; Viridiplantae; Streptophyta; Magnoliopsida; Asterales; Asteraceae
Source: the annotation of a GenBank genome assembly
AUGAAAAGGUUACGUGGUAGCAGCUCAAUGGAUAAACAAGCGAUAAGGUUCCAUCCUAUCUUACUGUUCCUAUUCGAUUUAUCUCCAUUCUUCCUUGUCAACCGGAACCACAUGGCGAUGGCUCCAAUAUGCUUCAAAAUGUGUUACAAACACCGAACUGUAAACAAUGAUCAAGAGGUUAUCGGAGGCAUCUCUUCAGUUUCAAACCACAAACUCAAGAACACGAAUCUUUGCUAUAAUUCUGUUGCCACUUUCAAGAAAACAAACAAAACCAUGCUCAAAUGUUCAAACUUUUCAAGAUAUAUCUCCCCGAAUGCAUCAGAAAGGGAGAAACCUUUAGUAUCUAGUUCUAGAGAGAAGCAAUUAAGAUCACUGGAUUCUUACUUUAAGAAAUUCAAGAACGAUAUGAAUCACAAAGAUUCACACAAUAUAAGUCCUCGAUCUGAACCCACAAUAUAUCCUGUCAAGAACAGACAAGAAACCCAAACAAAAGUCGAUUCAAAAAGUGAUUCUGAUGAAACUUCGGGUCUCUACAUGAUAUGCACGAUGGUGUCCAUAAACAUUGCAGUUUAUCUGUUUGAAAUUGCAAGUCCAAUAAAGAACUCGGAUCUUGAACUCUUUUCACUUCCAGCACUUUAUGGAGCAAAGAUCAAUCACUUGAUCUUAUAUGGAGAAUGGUGGAGGCUGUUGACACCAAUGUUUCUGCACACGGGGAUUCUUCAUAUUGGGCUUGGUUGUUGGGCUUUGCUCACAUUUGGUCCAAAAGUUUGCAGGGCGUAUGGCCCGUUUACCUUUUUCUUGAUAUACAUACUUGGAGGGCUAUCUGGUAAUUUGACAAGCUUUCUUCAUACCCCUGAUCCUACUGUUGGUGGAACUGGACCAGUUUUUGCAAUCAUUGGAGCUUGGCUUAUAUACCAAUAUCAAAACAAAGAUGCAAUUGAGAAGAAUGUUUUGGAAAGCAUGUAUCAGAAGGCAAUCUUUGCUACUGCACUUGGCUUUGUUUUAUCAAUUUAUGGCCCAAUUGAUGAUUGGACACAUUUUGGAUCAGUGUUCACUGGCAUAGCUUAUGGUUUCAUGACAUGCCCCACAUUACUACAAAUAGAUGAUUCAUCAUCAUCAUCAUCAUCAUCAUCAUCAUCAUUGGAUACUGGUAAAGACAACGGAAUGACACUGAUCUCACGAAAUGUGGAUCCAUGUAAAUCACUUGUAAUGUUUUCUAUUUUUGUAUUGGUUUUGAGUUGUUUGGUUUUCGUGUUUGAACCUCCAUUGGGUUCACUAGAUGUAGACACCCUUGUGUAGUCUCAACACCCAAAGGGUAAAAGGGUAUAUGUGUAUGAUAUAUGUAUUACAAUAAAGAUUACUAAAAUUAGG